This is a messenger RNA of Austrofundulus limnaeus, 2007 nucleotides long. RefSeq names its product vasoactive intestinal polypeptide receptor 2. Lineage: Eukaryota; Metazoa; Chordata; Actinopteri; Cyprinodontiformes; Rivulidae. Gene Ontology annotation, biological process: cell surface receptor signaling pathway; adenylate cyclase-modulating G protein-coupled receptor signaling pathway. Gene Ontology annotation, cellular component: plasma membrane. Gene Ontology annotation, molecular function: peptide hormone binding; vasoactive intestinal polypeptide receptor activity; G protein-coupled peptide receptor activity. The record is from RefSeq and is a predicted model, not a curated record.
AGAGCUUGUUCGCGGCUGUAACCAGUUUAUUCGUACUGAUGGUGCACCGGGACCAUCGGCUCAGUCUCCUCUCUGCGCUGCUUGUGGAUCGGGUAGAAACUGUGCGUAAAGGCGCAGAAAUCUGGAUUUCCAGGACAGGAGUCCUAAACUUCUUCACCUGCAAGUUCGCUGGGUUUUCACCUCAGCUGUUUCCCGCUCAGGAUGACCCACAGGUGAGAUCUGAGCCGCUCCUCAGGUGGGAUCGACAUCGACCCUGCGCUGGAUCAGAGGAGACCAUGUCCUUUACGCACCGGCACGGUCUGCCUCUGCUCGGCUUCGUCCUCCUCAUGCACACGGUUCAUGGGAGGUUUUCCCACUGCCGCCUCUACUGGGAGAUGCAGCGAGCCCGAGCAGAGUGUGAAACACAACUACAGAGACAACAGAUGCUGAAUAACACAGGCAACCUGAGCAGGAAGUGCACAGAGGAAGGCUGGUCCUCCAUCUACCCYGACAUCAGAACGGCCUGCUACUCCGACAUCACAGACGAACCCUCAGAGCUGGUCUUCUACAAAGUGGUGCACAUUUUAUCCACUCUGGGCCACAGUCUGUCGCUCAUCACCCUGCUCAGCAGCACCGUGGUCAUCUGCUCCUUCAGGUUGGCUGUAAAGCCAGUUUGGUGUUCUUCAACUACUUCAUCAUGGCCAACUUCUUCUGGCUGCUGGUGGAGGGUCUCUACCUGCACACGCUGCUGAUCGUCAUCCACGCAUACUCCACCCGCCUCUCCAUCUAUAUGUUCAUCGGCUGGGGAAUCCCUUUUGUUUUCAUGGUGGCGUGGAUCAUAAGUCGGGUAAAUCUGGAGGACACCAGCUGCUGGGAGAUUAACGAUAACCCUGUUCCUGACAGACUCAUCAACUGGCCCAUCAUGGCGUCUAUCAUUAUAAAUUUCAUCCUGUUCAUCUGCAUCAUUCGUAUCCUGGUGCAGAAACUGCGCAGCGCGGAUGUCGGAGGAAACGACCAAUCACAAUACAGGCGGCUGGCCAAGUCCACCCUCCUUCUCAUCCCUCUGUUUGGGGUGAACUACGUGGUGUUUUUCUACCUGAUGGAGCCGGCCAAUAAAACCCUGAAGCAAGUCAAGAUCUUCUUCGACCUCGGCCUCGGAUCCUUCCAGGGUCUAAUUGUGGCYGUUCUCUACGGUUUUCUCAACAGUGAGGUUCAGAGUGAGCUGAGGAGGACUUGGAGGAGUUUAACUCUGAAGCGUUGCGUGGAACAGGACUGCAGACUCCACGCCGUGUCGGUGAACCAAAACGGCGCCAAAAACUCAACGCCGUUUCACAGAAACGUCCGAGCCCAGUCCAUCCUGCAGACCGAAACCAGCAUGCUCUAACCAAAGAACAAAAGAAAUAAGACGUUUUUCCACUGGAGAGGAAGACGGUGACAGGGACCUGAAAUGUGACCAAAGUGCCUCUAACGUCUAUCAAUGAGAAAAAGAUGAGAGAAACUGUUGGUUAUUGUCGGAAAUUCUUCUAUUCUUAGUGUAAUAAUCUCAGUGAAUGGUCAAGUGUCAUACUUUUAUAUGAAAACACCAGAUGAGAUCUUUUAACUCAUCAAAUAUUAAAACCAUCCAACCAUUAUCUUCAGUUUGUUCUGGAGUCAGGAGCAGCUUGAGCAACGAGGCCCAGACCCCCUCUUUCCACAGCCGCCUCCUCCAGCUCUUCUGGGAGGAUACCAAGGAGUCUCCAGACCAGCCGAGACACAAAGUCUCUCCAGSGUGUCCUGAGUUUUCCCCAGGGACUUCUCCCUGUUGGACCUGCCUGAAACACCUCACUAUGGAGGGGUCCAGGUGGUUCCUCUUGAUGCAGAGAGCAAAGGUGUGUCUCCUGGAGAAUUAAACUUUUACCCUAUCCCUGAGGGAGAGUCCAGCUGUUCUUCAGAGAAAACUUCUUUAGACUUCUUGUAUCUGCAGUUUUAUUGUUUCAUGGUUCAUGUUUCAAUUCUUUAUUAAUUUCAUUAAAACAAAACAAAUAAUUU